AUGAAAGUCGUAGCAGUCGCUGGUGGAACCGGAAGUGUUGGUAGCACCAUUGUCGAUGGCCUUGUCGAGUAUGGCAAGCACAAAGUAUAUGCACUUUCUCGAUCGGAACGGCCUCCGUCAGGCGCAGUGAACUAUCUCAAGGUAGACUAUAACGAUGUCGACGCUAUCACCAAAGCUCUCGAGAAAGCAAACGUCAACAUCCUCGUAUGCGCCAUCAGUGUCGUUUCGCCUGAAGCAAACCAGGCUCAGAAGAACUUGAUCCAAGCGGCAGAGCGGUCAACUUCCACGGAGAGAUUCGUGAUCAGUAGCUUCGACGUGCUUCAUGUGAAAGAGGAUAUUGAACUUUCUCCUUUGUCAAGAUACACUUUCGAAGCGAUUGAUAUGCUAGAAAAGACAAGUCUUACGUACACACGCAUCGCCAAUGGCUGGUUUCUCGAUUACUACGGCAUGCCGCAUUGGAAAUCCAAUCUUGAGCCAUGGAUCAACGUUCUCAACAUGAAGUCGAAGUGGGCAGCUAUUCCCGGUGAUGGGAGUGUCCAAGCGAGCUUCAUCACCUCUCAAGACAUGUCCAGAUUCGUAGCUCGGUUGAUGGACAUCGGGGAAUGGCAAAAGAUCAGCGCUAUUCGAGGCAUCACGCUUUCUUUUGAUGAGCUAGUGCAAACAGCUGAGAAAGCCCGGGGAGCCAAAUUUGAGGUUGCUGUUGAUAGUUUGGAAAAGUUAAAGUCUGGCAAGAUCUCAUUCUUUCCGGACUUUCCUCCUAUUGGGCACGGUGAUGGAGAUGAAGCGUUCUUUGCAAUGAUCCAUUACCAAGCUGGUAUUGGUCGCUAUGUGGUACCAAGUGACCUUUCAUUUUUGGAUGACAAGUUUCCUGAUUUGAACAUCACUGAGGUUUCUGAAGUUAUGGGUUCAUGGAAAGGACAGUGA
Molecule: messenger RNA, 924 nt
Organism: Fusarium venenatum
Lineage: Eukaryota; Fungi; Ascomycota; Sordariomycetes; Hypocreales; Nectriaceae
Source: RefSeq, a predicted model, not a curated record